AUGUCCUCGUUGCUCGUCCCUCUGCUGGCUGCUUCUCGUGCCCUCCGUCUAUCUGUCUUGGUGGUGGCUAAAAUAAUCUUAUUCAGCGGUGUUGGUUGCUUUUUCCUUUUCACCAUUUUUCCCUCUGCGUCUUCCUUCAGCAGUCAUCAUUCUGGACCAUCUCUCUCCCUCUCUCUGCCUCUUCUCCCACUCUCGAAAAGAAACGAGAGAAAAAGAAAGAGAGCGAAGAAACUGUCCCAUCCCAAGGGCGGCCCCAAGUGGAGAACAAGGCGUGAAAAUGGAUCUAUAACAAAUACACAGUUAUUAAAUCUUACUUCCUCUCCCUUCAGCAUGUUUGCAAGGAGAAACCCUAUUGAGCAGCCAAUCGAGGAGAUCAGAGCUUGGGGGAAGGGAAAAAGCCACUCGAGACAGGAGGCAGACACAGGGGAGAAAUAA
This is a messenger RNA of Trichophyton verrucosum HKI 0517, 435 nucleotides long. RefSeq lists its product as uncharacterized. NCBI's taxonomy places the organism in Eukaryota, Fungi, Ascomycota, Eurotiomycetes, Onygenales, Arthrodermataceae. The record is from RefSeq and is a predicted model, not a curated record. The coding region runs from base 1 to 435 and encodes 144 amino acids. The transcript is spliced from 2 exons.